Messenger RNA from Geodia barretti, 1524 nucleotides. The record is from the annotation of a GenBank genome assembly. Lineage: Eukaryota; Metazoa; Porifera; Demospongiae; Tetractinellida; Geodiidae.
AUGGCAACCUACGAUAUCAUUAUCAGAGGCGGAACAAUUGUCGACGGGACGCGCGCGCCCCGCUACAUCAGCGAUAUCGCCAUCAAGGACGGGCGUAUCGCCAAGAUCGGCGGCCUGAACGGCGGCACCGCUGACCGGGAGAUCGAUGCCAAGGGCCUAUCGUGGCCCCCGGCUUCAUCGACCUUCAUACCCACUAUGACGCCCAGAUAUUCUGGGAUCCCUAUUGCACCCUGUCCGGCUGGCACGGCGUUACCUCCGUGGCCCUGGGCAACUGCGGCUUCGGCUUUCGCGCCCUCCCGCGUCGAGGACCAGGACCGCGCCAUGCUCAGCAUGACCCGCAACGAGGCCAUCCCCUACGACGCCAUGAAAGAGGGAAUGCCCUGGAACUGGGUCACGUUCCCGGACUUCAUCGACAGCCUGGAGAACACCCCCAAGGGCAUCAACUGCCUGACCUACGUGCCCGCUGACCCCGCUCUACGCCUGGGUCAUGGGCUGGGACGAGGCCAAGAGCCGCCGCCCGACCGAGGCGAGUUGCAGGAGAUGGUGCGGCUGAUCCACGAGGCCAUGGACCACGGCGCCUGUGGCUGGUCGGCCCAGGUCCUCGGCGAGACCUCGGUGCAGCGCGACUACGACGGCAGCCCGAUGAUUACCGACCUCCUGUCGGAGCAUGAGGUGCUCUCCUUCGCGCAGGUGCUCAGAGACCGCGACGAGGGCUUCAUUGAGUUGGCAUACCAGGAAACCGGCGAGGAUGGCCGUCCCCUGGGCGAAGAGACCCGUAACUUCUUCGAGCGUGUGGCCGAGGUUUCGGGACGCCCGGUGCUGUACCAGGCCGUCGCCCCCAACGCCGUCCACCCCGAGCAGCACCGCGAGCGCAUCCGCUGGCUGGAAAGCUGCGCCGAGCGUGGCCUGCGCGUCUACGGUCAGGGCGCUACCCGCCGCGGUGGCUUCGAGCUGACCUUCGAGGACUGGAACCUGUUUGACGACACCCCCAUGUGGCGUGAGGGCAAGCACGUCAUCGACGCGCUGCUGGACAUGUGCGUCGAGGACGACCUGGCCACCGAGUUCUACGCCGACACCCAGGGCCGCGACCAGGCCCAGUACACCGCCGAGGUGCUGGACUCCAACCACAUCGUGGCUGGCGUGUCCGACGGCGGCGCUCACGUCAAGUUCCUGACCGCGGGCAUCUACCCGACGGACAUGCUGACGUGGCUGGUGCGCGACGAGAAGGUCAUUUCGCUGGAGGACGCCCACUACAAGCUGUCCUUCCUGCCCGCCCACUUCGGCGGCUUCCAGGACCGCGGCGCCCUGCGCGAGGGCUCCCCGGCCGACGUAAUCGUCUAUGACCUCCAGAAGCUGGAGGUUCUGCCCAGCGAGGUGGCGGAAGACCUGCCCGGCGGCGAGUGGCGCCGGAUCCAGAAGGCCAAUGGCUACCGCUACACCCUCGUCAACGGUGAGGUCACCUUCGAGGACGGCGAGCCCACUGGCGCCUACCCCGGGCGCCUGCUCCGCAACGGUCGCGGCUAG